CGUGAUAGUGACUGGGUAAGGGUGUUACUGUAGGCCAAUGCUCUUUCACUUUUCUCGUGAAGGGAAUUUUGCCAGCAAUGCAAAAGGUGUAGAUUUGAAGUAACCUUGUAGAAACGACUCAUUUCCUGUCCCGUAGUAAUAUGCCCGUAUGAAUAGCUUAUUGCAGAGAAGGAUUGAAAUAUAUGCGGCUCAUGAUCAAGGGUUGCCACAUUCUGUUGUCAGUAUUGAUUGGACAUAACUAAAGAAUAUGCCACCGCCAUUGCCAGCAGGAGAUGCGGUCGUCAAAUCUAAUUCAUUAGCGUCUAGGACCUCACGGCUGUCUAGUAAUUCAAAACUAUCCCCUACUUUAUCGAGAUUACGAAAGUUUGGACCCACCCGAAACAGCCAAGAUACCGCUCAGACAAGUACUAGUCCUCCCAGUUCAAGUCAGUUUUUGUCGCCGUCAAGGGGAAGUUUGCUUACGGAAAGGCUGAAGGAGAUUCAAGAAGGUACAUCCCGGUAUUCUAGUAGGCGUAAUUCACCAUCUCAAUCUCGUCGAGCCAGUUUACGGAAACAAUACAGUUUGGACGAAGAUCGCGGAUCUAGUUUAUUGAAUAGACGAUUAUCUAGAAUACAUGCUUCUUCACCAACUUUUCAAAGAUCAGACUCUGGUUCUUUCGACGAAAAUGAAAAAUCUCCACUCCAAUCACCCGGCAAAAGAUCAUGGAGAGAGAGGUGGAAGCAAAGACGACUUCGUAUUAAUAAAGAUAAUAAUUCUAGCGACGAAGGAUUGCAUCUCGAUCCCACUGGUUCUCCUAUUGCUUCGUAUCCAGAAUCUCGUCUUCUUUCGGAUCUAGAACAAUCUAACAUUGCUUCUUCAACAAACGAAUCCACUUUGAAACCGGAAUGGAAUAGUGCUACACGUUCUCGGACGCUUGGCAAAAACUCGAUACCCAAAUGCGCAUCAGAUUCCGUGAUAACAUGUCCGCUGAAUCGAAGUGCGGCAUUUAUGAAUCACAUUCAAAAACCCGGUUGGACAGGAUUGAUUUGCCAGAUACCCGUAAGCGUAUAUUCGACUCGGUUCGGCUUUGAAAUUUACGUGGACUACGAUGAAACUGAAAUCUUACGCACUGUGAAAGAGCAACUUACGAGGAGCUUUGACGUCGAAAAUGGAAUUGCACCCGGCAGAGUACCAAUGGACUCUCAGUCCUCACCAGGAUCAGGCCUCAUUCUUCAUCCAGCUACUCAAGCUCAUAGUCAACGACGGGAAUCAUUUCUCUAUAGAUCAGAUGCUGAAUUCGAUCAACAGUCGCCUAAAGUGGCAUCUAGGGCUUCUUCUAUUGUCAGCGAUACACAUGGCGGGGAAGACCUCAUCGUCACUCCAUUUGCACAGGUUCUUGCCAGUCUACGCCGAAUUCGAAAUGAUUUCAUGAUGCUUACUUCCGCAAAUCCUACAAACUCAAGACGAUCUCCGGUAGGACAAACACCUCGCGUCAGCAGUCCUACUUUCACCGCUAGUGGGCAGCAAACACCCACUCCAGCCUUUGUAUACGGUACCGAAGAAUUCAAAAAACAAUCAUUGGAAACUUUAGAAGAAUUAGAUUGGUGUCUCGAUCAACUAGAAACAGUGCAAACACAUCGUUCUGUCAGUGAUAUGGCGUCGAACAAGUUCAAGAGAAUGCUGAACCGCGAGUUGAAUCAUCUUUCCGAAAGUAGCAAAUCAGGAAAUCAAGUCUCUGAAUUUAUAUCAGCUACAUACUUGGAUCACCAAGAUGACAUGAUGACAACUGACCCAGAAGAGGAACCAAGACCAGCGUCUCCGAAUUACGCAGCAAUUAAGCAAAAUCACAAACCCAGCACAAAAUAUCAACUCAACCCCAAUUGCAAAGUUAUGGGAAUGGUCUCAGGUAUAAACAAAAAAGCAAACAAACAUCGUGAAAAUAUUCUCAAGUUCAAAACAAUACCGACAUUUGGUGUUGUCGUCAACAACGAAAGCGCGCUCGCAAAGGAACUCGAUGGUGUGGACGUUUGGGGUGGCAUCAACCUUUUUAAAGUUUCUGAAAUGACAAACGGACGACCUCUAUCUGCUACUUUAUACAAUAUUUUGCAGAAACGCGACAUGUUGAACAAAUAUAAAAUUUCUCCGCAAAAAUGUUUAGCCUACGUAAUGACACUCGAAGACCAUUAUCGUAAAGUUCCAUUCCACAACAAUAUUCACGCUGCCGACGUUUUGCAGUCUGUGCACGUUCUAUUGUCGUCUGCUGCCCUCGACAGCGUCUUUACUGAAAUCGAAAUCCUGGCGGCACUGUUUGCAGGCGCUAUGCAUGACGUUGACCAUCCCGGUCUCAAUAAUCAAUUUCAUUGUGCUACAAGAAGCGAACUGGCAAUCAUGUAUAACGACGAAUCGGUUUUGGAAAAUCAUCAUUUGGCUGUUGGUUUCAAACUCAUGCAGCAAAAAGAUUGCGACUUAUUCGAAAACUUGACUAGAAAACAAUGGCAGAGUUUUAGAAAGACUGUUAUUGACAUGGUACUCGCAACCGACAUGUCAAAACACAUGCAACUAUUGGCUAAUUUGAAGACAAUGGUGGAAACGAAGAAAGUAGCUACAUCCGGUGUACUCAUGCUUGAUAACUACACCGACCGAAUCCAAGUAUUGCAAAAUAUGAUUCAUUGCGCCGAUUUGAGCAAUCCUACCAAACCACUAGAACUAUACAGAGGAUGGACAGACCGAGUUAUGAACGAAUAUUGGCUUCAAGGAGACGUGGAAAGAGAUCGUGGACUCGAAAUCAGUCCCAUGUGUGACAGACACACUGCUUCCGUGGAGCGCUCUCAGGUCAUUUUCAUCGACUACAUUGCUUACCCACUUUGGGAAACGUGGGCGGAUUUGGUUAAUCCAAAUGCUCAGGAAAUUGUCGAUCAAUUGGUUUCGAACAGAGAAUGGUAUAGCCAGCAAAUGCCUGGAAGUCCCUCUCCAGUUCCCGAAGACGGCGCUGAAAGUGCGGACAUAUCUGACGACAGUCACACCGCUGAAGCAAGUCAAGAUGAAAGUUCUUGCUGCGAUUCUGGGACAACUCAACCUCAGUCCAAUAAUUCUCCGGCUGCAAAGUUUCAAUUUCAACUUUCAAUGGACGACGACAAGUCUUCGACAAAAUCUGACCAAUCACAAAGCAGUGGCAGGAUACCUUGUAUAACUACAGAAGAUGCUGAUGGGGACAAAUCUGCUGUAAAACGAGAGAGCUCUCCGUGAUGAGGCUGCUCUCUUCAAAAUGGACGACAUUAUCUGUCACCUAAAUGAUCUAAAACAGGCUCUGUUGGAGUCAAUGGGUGCCUUGCGAGCUAGGUGCUCAAUGCGGAGGCCAGUAGACUCUGAAGUAUGAAGGAGCCGAAAGGCAAGUGGACUGUAAACGGUACCAUGAAAACUUAGUACUGCGCUCUCAGCAUUACGCAAAAACGGAGUGCUUUACAGCACGGUUGCCUUUGAGACGAUACAAAUUUAAAACAUUACCGCAAGACUUCAAGACCGUUUGUCAACUGACAUUAUUGUUAUUAAUAUUAUCAUCAUUAUUUUUACCAUCGCAAUAGCCUUGACAGAAUUUUGUCAUCGAAUCAUGAUUGGCCGUGUGUUGAUCUAAUGUACCACCUAAUGUGGUCCGAUGAUAGACAUCCUUCUGGCCAUUGAGACAAGUUACUGCUGUCGCACUGUAUACUAUUAUAUUAUUAUACUAUACGAUUUACUAUUAUUAGACUAGAUAAAAGGAGUGAGACUAUUUCGCAAUAUUCGGCGCCUAUUGCGCAACAUUUAGCUCCUAUUGCGCGUCCCUCUAUUUUACUAUUUAUUGCUUUCUAUAUUAUUGUAAUAUAUUGAAGAUUCAGUUAUUUUUGUUUUUAUUUUUUGAUUACAAAAGUAAUAUUCGAUUUGCACGUCAUUGCUUUCGAUAUUUUACAAAUCGUGUAUCGAUUCCCCUACCUGAUUUUAGAACGAUUAAACAAUGGAAAUAUUUGGGGCCAAUAAUUGCCGUUUGCAAAACAUGGAAUCGUGUUAUUGUGUUGGGCCGUAUGAAUGAAUGCUACUACUAUUUUGAAUGUAAUAUUGCCUGUAAUAAACUACGAAAUUUUUUUAUUGACGAUACUGCGAAUUUCAUUGCCCACUCAUUCAUGGAUAGUGAACAAAAUUAGUUUAGCAUUACUGUAUCACAUCAUUUGUUUAUUAUAACACUGUUUUUCUGCUGCUCAUUAUUGCCGAGUAUAACAUUAACUUCAAUAAUUAUACGACGAGUAGGGUACGUGCAUGUAGUACUUUUUUGCUGUAUGUAUGUCGAUAAAUAUCCGACUACCUAGGUAAUGUUAAAUAGGAUUUCCACGGUAGUAUCCGAAAAAUUAAGGAUGUGUAUUACAUUUAUCUUAAGAUUGGUAAAAUGUUAAUCAAUAGCUCAUUUACAUUUUGUUUUUUUGUUGUUUUUGAGGACGUGAUAUUCCUUUUUUAUCUUGCGAACCCCACUGUUUAAUGAUAUAGUUGACAUAUCAUUAUUGGCCUGUUAUUUAUUUAUAAGCUGUUGCUAAUGCUAUAAGGUUACGAAUUGUAUGAUAACUAUAGAAACUAUAGAACAAGUAAUUCCAUUUCAGGAUAACGUCAAAUAUUGGUUAGCAAAAUUGUUUUUUAUUAGGUUCCUCCAGUCCCUCUAUUUAAGAUCUUUUUCUGAAAAAGCAGAGAGGUCUUAUGGUUCUAUUUCGUUACUAUUUGUUCGAUCUUUUCUCGUUUUCCCUUUGUCGUUCGUUCUUUUAUUUUAUUCGUUUGAUUUCUUUUAUUUUUUGUUAUGCAGUUGUUAACAUGAUCUUCAUGGAAGUUGCCUAGUCGAAUAGGGAGGUACCUUGUCAUUGUGAGCUGAUGAACGCAUGCAAGAAUAUAUUAUACUUGCUUAUAUUUGAUAGCCACAAUGACAAAUUGUUGUUAUUCGACUGGGCAUAUAUUUCAGCAUUGGAACUGAAUUAUAAAUUGUGAUAUACAAUGAAAUAUUUCUGGUG
This is a messenger RNA of Styela clava, 5001 nucleotides long. Its product is annotated as 3',5'-cyclic-AMP phosphodiesterase 4C-like. The record is from RefSeq and is a predicted model, not a curated record. Gene Ontology annotation, molecular function: 3',5'-cyclic-nucleotide phosphodiesterase activity. Gene Ontology annotation, biological process: signal transduction. NCBI's taxonomy places the organism in Eukaryota, Metazoa, Chordata, Ascidiacea, Stolidobranchia, Styelidae.